CUCUCCAUUUUUUUCUCAUCCAAUUAUUCCUCUCUUUUUUUUCCUUCCUCUCUCUCUCUCUCAAAUUCAAAUCGAGAAAAACAAAAAAAAAAGGAUAGGGUUUUCGUCUCCGUCUCUGGUCGAUUUGGAUUCAGAUUCAUUUCGCGCCAAGCACUGGUUCCUUACCCAGCCGUGGUUAGACUCUUAGGUUCGGUUACCCCCCCCCCCCCAACACCCUGUAUCCGUAUCCCUGCCCGUGUCUGUUGUUGCUGUUUAAUCGAAUAGAUAUAACGAUGUCGCGAUAUUUCACAUCUCCACCGCCUUUGUAUGCAAGGAACUGGGCGAACGGUCAGAGCCUGGUCGAAUCGACUAAGAUCAUCGAAAGACAAGUAGUACCUUCUAACAAGGUUCACCGCAAAGAGAAAGAGAAGAAGGAGAGGAAGAAAGAAAAGAAACAUAAGAAUGUGAAAUCCGUUGAACAGCUGUAUCUACCGACCAAGCACGUGUGUGAUGAAUCUGAUCAGCUUGAGAAGAGUUGUUUGACGGAAGAGCAUGAGCAACAUCACCAUGUUGGUUAUUUAUCUGAUGGUAGCCAGAACAGUAGGAAGAGAAGAAGGGAAGCUUCUCCUGCUGUUGAGAGUGACAUCAAAGCUACACCUGUAGUUGGUAAGCCUCUACGGAUACGAUUUGUCUUCAAGAAACCUAAAGAAGCUGAGGCUCUUGUUCCUCAAGAGGAUCCUGUUUGCUCCACGUCAGGGACUGAUGGACGCAUAGAAACAUCAACUUAUGUCUCAGCCCAUGAUGAGAAUCUGCUUUCAACUUCUCUUGAGAGUCGAAAGACUGCAAUUCCUUCCGAGUCAAAGAGUAAAAGGAAGCAUAAGAUUAGCAAAGAAUCUCGGUACAGUUCGUUGUUUGAUGAACCGGUUCUUCCCUGCAUUUCUAUGGAGGAAGAUGAUAACAGCAGUGAUGACUGGCUUCUUGGUGCGAGGCGGCAAAAGAAGGCUCCUGUCAAGUCUUGUAUGAAUGAAGACAUGGUUAGCAACAUGCAGAAGUCUGGAGAUUCAUGUUUCCCUAGACCCCAUUAUUUGCCUGAAGUGGAGAUUUUUUCAUUGCCAUACACAGUCCUGUUUUAGGCCUGCCCCCAUAAUUGUUUUGUUCUUUCUCAGCUUUAGCCUUGGGCCUUAGCUUGUACAGUUCCACUGAUUGUAACAAACACAAGUAUCAAUAAUACUUUGACUGAUCUCUGACUCUAA
This is a messenger RNA of Brassica oleracea var. oleracea, 1232 nucleotides long. RefSeq lists its product as uncharacterized. Bases 273 to 1112 code for a protein of 279 amino acids. The transcript has 4 exons. Lineage: Eukaryota; Viridiplantae; Streptophyta; Magnoliopsida; Brassicales; Brassicaceae. The record is from RefSeq and is a predicted model, not a curated record.